AUGUGCAACAUUUGCGGUUAUGAUAAACUAUCAAAGACGUGUUUUAUCAGCGAUGACAGCGAAGACGAAAUCAUUCCUACUUCUGAUAACACAAAGCUUGUACUAAACCCGGCUGAAUACAUCUGUGCGAACGCAGAGUACCUAGUGAACGGACGAAACCCUGUGACUGACGCCCAGCUUAGCGCUUCGUCGGUUUAUGCUCCACACUAUGAGGCGAACUGGGCCAGGCUCAAUACGACACCAAGCCUAACAACGGUUGGCGCCUGGGCUGCAGCCAUCAUUGACGCAAAUCAAUACAUACAGGUACAGUUCAAUGGUCUAAGUCUAGUGACAGGCGUGGCUCUUCAAGGUCGACCAAUCAACACCGAUCCGAGUAUUUUCACGGUCGGUUGUUGCUACCAGCGCCAACCAUUUUUUGGGCCUACCGAUACUAAAACUGACAAGGUAUUCGACGGGAACACGGACCAGGACACUGUUGUGACAUCGAUAUUGCCAAGUCAAGUGACCGCUCUGUGUGCCAGAGUCAACCCGGUCGCGUAUGUGACUCAUAUCAGCCUGCGAUUCGACAUUCUUGGAUGCCCAUUGAAUUAA
Molecule: messenger RNA, 591 nt
Organism: Mya arenaria
Lineage: Eukaryota; Metazoa; Mollusca; Bivalvia; Myida; Myidae
Product: adipocyte enhancer-binding protein 1-like
Exons: 4
Coding region: 1-591 (196 amino acids)
Source: RefSeq, a predicted model, not a curated record